GGGGGAGUCAAAGCAGAUAACACGGCAGUUCAACGCCUGAGAAGUCAAUCACGGCUCGACCAGUCUGUUUCGUCUCGGAGCGUGUACUAAAGGUUGUCUUUAAAAUCCGACGCCUGUACACUUGCCACAUUUGUGCCGAAAGUUGAAAGCGAGCAGUUUAUUUCGACCCCCUGCUUGUGAGAACUCUGCCGGGACGCGCUUUUUGUUUGGAUAUUUUACAAUAGAGCGGAUGUGCGCUUCCGCGUUGGGCAGAGCCGUAGUGCUACAGCGGGAGGAUGAACGACCAGAAAUGUAGACCUAGCACAUUAUUUCAGAAACCAAGACGACGGACAGCCAUUAUAAAAUGUAUCUAUGUGGUGGGCUUCAUGGACUUGUUUGGGGUGAGCAUGAUCAUCCCGCUGCUGAGCCAUCAUGUCAAAGCUCUUGGAGCAAGUCCCACUGUGGCUGGGAUUGUAGGAUCUACAUAUGGGAUCUUACAGCUCUUCUCAAGCACAAUAGUUGGCAGCUGGAGUGAUGUGGUGGGACGGCGAUACUCCCUGCUGGCUUGCCUGCUGCUGAGUGCUUCUGGCUACUGCCUGCUUGGGAUGUCCACCAGCAUCGCUUUGUUUGUCCUGGCAAGGAUACCUGUGGGGCUGUUCAAGCACUCCCUGUCCAUCUGCAGAGCCCUGCUGUCUGACCUGGUGUCUGACUCCGAGCGCCCUCUGGUGAUGGGGCACUUUAAUGCAGCCUCCAGCGUUGGCUUCAUUCUUGGUCCCGUGGUGGGUGGCUACCUCACGGAGCAUGAAGGUGGUUUUUAUACAUCCUCUUUUACCUGUGCAGCCAUCUUCCUCCUGAAUGCAGGGCUGGUAUGGAUGCUACCAUGGAAGGAGGCGCUAAUUCACCAUAAUGGCACUAACUCAAGUAAUGACACAAGCAAAGGUUGUCAUGACAACAACUGCAGUAAGUCCAUACACAAUGGCUCUCAUGCAAAUAGUCAUCAGCCAGUGUUGGCGGCAGAGACUGACCUAAGCUCCAGAUCUCCAGGGAAGCAUAGAGGAGGUCUCAGGUGGAAGGAGGUGUCUCUGCUCCAGCCUGCCUGGAGACAGCUGUCCUCAGUGGGCUCCAAGAUCCACAUGGUGGCCUCCUCUGACAUGUGGGACCUGUUCCUGGUGCGUCUUCUGAUGGCAUUAGCUAUCAUGCUUUAUUACAGCAACUUCUCUCUGGCAAUGGAGGAGCGUUUCUCACUUAAACCAAAGAUGACGGGUUAUCUGAUCAGCUAUAGCAGCACUUUGGGCGCCAUGGCUGGGUUCCUGGUUGGGCCGGUCACCCAGUUGUAUGGGAACAACAUGCCUGCUCUGCUGCUUCACUCCACAGUUCUCACCUGUUCACUAAUUUUACUGUACACUGCAGCGUCCAGCGUGUGGCAGGUCGUGCUCAGCUCCACCUUCUUUGCCAUUUCCACCAGCAUUGGACGGACAUGCAUCACAGACCUGGAGCUACAGAGAGGAAGCGUCCAGGCCAGUGGGACUUUGAUCGGAGCCGGGCAGUCAGUUACAGCCAUUGGCCGAGUGCUGGCCCCUCUCCUCUCUGGUCUGGCUCAGGAGUUCAGCCCUUGUGGUCCUCCCAGUCUGGGAGUCAUUCUGGGUCUUGCGGCUGUAAUGUUACUGCUUUUCAGGAUCCCCAAAUGGAACCGGAGGGGGCUGACAAAAAUAGUCAAACUUAAAAAAAACUGAGAAAAUAAACUCAUGUAAAUUUAAGAAACUCUAAGCAAGACUACCACACAGAGAAGUGCACUUAUUUGUCGGCCAGCUGUGAAGAUGAACAGCGGACUCGUGGUGGGGAUGAUGUUUCCUGCUCAGAUGCCCCUGCCAAACGUGUCUAUAGAUUCAUCACAGGGUCAGAAUGGCUCGUCACUACCAGCACUACAAACCAUCUCCCAGGAGGCGGGACUUCUAAAAAUCAAGUCAGAGUGGAGAAGUUUAAUCUGCUUCACCCUGUGCUAAAGCUCGAUCAGACAGAAACAAAUGGGUGUUGUUUUGGCACAGACUGCUUGGGACAGCUUGAUAGGAUACAAUGCACACUUUUAUUUUUAAUGUAUUUUUGUAACCACAACAUUGUCCAAAGUCCCUGGUGUUACGAGAAUAAUUUUUACUGUUUUUACCAAAAACAAGACAAAGGUGAUGGCGCCGUCACAUUUCAGGCAGUAAUGGUUCAGACAUUCACAAAUGAGCUGUAUUUAUCAUCACUUUGGGGGAUAAUAAGAAAUGAAUGGGAAAUCGGGCUGCCAGAAGAUAGAUCACACCGUUAUAGUAAUAAUUUGUUUAACACACUUUACCUCAGUGCCAGUUGUUUCUUCUUAUGCACUACAUCAGAAAUGGUUCCUAUAUUUGCUGUGGUUUCUAGUUCUUGAAUCUUAAAGUUAGAGAUUUAUUAUGUUUAAAUGAAAUUUCAAGAAUUUUCUUGCUUUCAGUUGUACACUGAGCAUCACUACGGUUAGAGACAGACCUGUUAGAGAUUCAUGCUAAAAGGUCAUAAGGAAUAAACAUCAUUUUGUAUGUGA
Messenger RNA from Scatophagus argus, 2539 nucleotides. RefSeq names its product major facilitator superfamily domain containing 9 (gene slc67a2). The record is from RefSeq and is a predicted model, not a curated record. The coding region runs from base 276 to 1712 and encodes 478 amino acids. The transcript is spliced from 6 exons. Gene Ontology annotation, biological process: transmembrane transport. Lineage: Eukaryota; Metazoa; Chordata; Actinopteri; Scatophagidae. Gene Ontology annotation, molecular function: transmembrane transporter activity.